AUGGUAGUACCCAACGACUCCCGCUUCGAUUUCAUCGUCGUUGGCGGCGGUACUGCAGGCAACUGCAUCGCUGCUCGACUGGCUGAGAACUCCGACGUCAAGGUCCUUGUGGUCGAGGCAGGCGUCGCCAACUCGCACGAGAUUGAAGACAUCACCACCCCGUCCAAGGCCUUCGGGCUGCGGGGCAGCCAGUACGACUGGGCAUACAAGACCACGAUGAUCAAACGCGACGACUACGAGCGCGUGGAGAAGCCUAACACCCGCGGGAAGGCGCUCGGCGGCAGCUCGUGCGCCAACUACUUCACAUGGAUUCCCGGAUCGGCCGCUACUUUCGACGACUGGGCGGAGUUUGGCGGCCGCGACUGGACCUGGGCCAACUGCGUGGAGUACCUUCGCAAAUGCGCCACCUAUCACGACGACGAAAAGCUCUACCCGACCGACCUGCACAAGAUCGGGUCUGGGGGGCCAGUCCACAUCUCCCACGCCGAGCUGGUCCCGGAGCUGCAGCGCUUCCGUGACGCCCUCUCCGAGGCCUGGACCUCGCGGGGCGAACCCCUCACGGAGGACAUCUACUCCGGCGAGAUGCACGGCCUCACCCACUGCGUUGAUUCCAUCUACCAAGGCCAGCGCCAGGGUAGCUACCAGUACCUUCGCAACCGAUCCAACGUCACUAUCCUGUCGGGCGCACACUCGAAACGCCUCCUCAUUGAUCCGGCCACCCGCGUCUGCUCGGGCGUCGAGGUCCUCAUCCCAGCCACGAAUACCACCCUCCGCCUCCACGCCACCCGCGAGGUCAUCCUGUCCCAGGGUGUGUUCGAGACGCCCAAGCUUCUCAUGCUGAGUGGAGUCGGCCCUAAAGAUGAGCUGACCAAGCACCACAUCGACGUCAUCCUUGACUCCCCGCACGUCGGCCAGCACCUCCUCGACCACCCGAUCGUGCCCUUCGUCCUCCGCAUCAAAGACGGCUACAGCCUGGACGACCACCUUCUCCGUGCCGGCCCCGCCAAUGACGCCGCCGUGGCCGCCCACCGCCGCGACAGGACCGGUCCCGUUAGCUCCGGCCUGCUAGAGAUGGUCGGCUUCCCGCGCAUCGACGACCGACUCAACCAGUACGCGGCCUACCGCAACGCCAAAGCCGCCAACGGUGGCCGCGAUCCCUUCGGUCCGGCGGGCCAGCCGCACUUCGAGCUCGACUUCGUCGGCAUGUUCAGCACUGCCUUCCAGUGGCACUACCCCGUCCCCAAGGAGGGGAGCUACAUGACCGUCAUCGUCGAUCUCCUGCGUCCCGUGUCCGAGGGCGGCGCCGUCACGCUCAACUCGGCGGACCCUCUCGUCCAACCGAACAUCAACCUCAACUUCUUCGCCGAUGACCUGGAUGUGCUGGCCAUGCGCGAGGGCGUGCGCUGGACGUACGAUGUCCUAACGAAGGGCGCUGGGUUCAAGGAUAUCGUGCUCGCCGAGUACCCGUGGGAGAUGCCGCUGCACUCGGACGAGGCGAUGAACAAGGCCGUCCUGGAACGAAGCCAGACUGGCUACCACCCCUGCGGCACCACCCGCCUGUCCAAGAGUAUCCACCAGGGCGUGGUGGACUCCAAGCUGCGCGUGCACGGCAUCCGGAAUCUGCGCGUCGCCGACGCGUCGGUCAUCCCGGUCAUUCCGGACUGCCGUAUCCAGAACUCGGUAUAUAUGAUUGGCGAAAAGGGCGCCGAUCUGAUCAAGGCCGAUCACCGGGAUCUCUACGAAGCGAAGGGGAUCCCGUAUCUGAUUCCUAGCCGAUUGUAG
Molecule: messenger RNA, 1782 nt
Organism: Aspergillus homomorphus CBS 101889
Lineage: Eukaryota; Fungi; Ascomycota; Eurotiomycetes; Eurotiales; Aspergillaceae
Product: GMC family oxidoreductase
Exons: 3
Coding region: 1-1782 (593 amino acids)
Molecular function (GO): flavin adenine dinucleotide binding; oxidoreductase activity, acting on CH-OH group of donors
Source: RefSeq, a predicted model, not a curated record